ACUUAAAACAGCCUCUUUGGCCGAACAUAGAUCGAAUGAAAAGUUUCUAAUGGAAAUAUCAAAAUAUAGAGGCGAUAAACACAAUAUCUAAACAUUCCUAGUCUUCAGUGUAAAAAGAAAUAUAAAUAAAUAAUAGAGAUGCCUUCAGAAUCAGAUAGUGAUGGAGAAUUAAAUGAAAGAGAAUCCAACAAGUGGAAAGCUAUUAUUAUACAGAAAUAUGAAAAUUUGUUGAAAAAACCUGAUCUCAAAAACGUUUUACAACCGGAAAAUGUAUCAAAUGCUUAUAAAACACUUGAUUUUUGGAGAAACAAUAAGGGGAAAAUGAUGACUCUUGAACUGUAUAAAGCAUAUGAAUAUGUUAUUACACAGUUAGAAAAAUGUUAUUACAAAACAAAAAAUUCAAAGAGAAAGUUAGCAGAUUGUUUCCCAAUUAAAACUGUGGCCGAGAUAGAUUCUUCCGAAGAUGAAGAAUAUGUGAUUAAUAAUGAUCCAAUUCCUUGGAGAAAACCAAAACUUAUUUUUGCUCCUGAAAAUCGGAAACCAUCAUCACAUGAACAGCAACGGCUGCAACGAGAUUAUACUCGUCAAGAACAUCAACAUGACAAUUAUACAGCAGCACUACAGCCAAGCACUUCGAAUAAUCAAGCACAAUCAGUGGUUAACGUCAAUAACUAUUAUUUUCCUAUGCAUCCAAUGAUGCCUCCAAUGUUUCAAAAUUUUCAAAAUCAGAAUUUCAUUGGUCCUAUUCAAAACCCCACUCAAGGAGGAUUUACCACUCCAUCCCAAAAUAUAAAUAAUUCUCAAGGAUCUUCGCAAAGUUUUGGACGCAAUGGACACAGUGGAGCUCCCUCAAACAAUUGGCGACCUAUGAACCAUAAUCAAAAUCGAAAUUUAAAAAAUCCCCAGGGAUGUUCUUACAAUUCUGGACGUAAUGGACAAAGUGGAGUUUCCUCAAACAAUAGGCGAGCUAUGAAUAAUAAUCAACCUCAUAGCUCCCGUGAUAUGCCAAGUUCAGCUUCAUCAGCAAAUACAUCUUCAAGAUCAAGAGAUCCAAGACUUCCGCACAAUCGUCUAUCCCAAUCAAAUUCUGAUUCACAAAAUUCAUUGAAUAAAGAUCAUCGUAAAAGAGAAAAAAAAGCAGAAGAAACAUUGAAACGUCCAGAUUUUAACAACAAUAAUAACAUAAAUCAUGAGGAUCCAGAUAAUCAGCAAAAAAGAUCUCGCUGGUCUUCAGAACAGAAUCGUUAUAAACGAAUUUCUCAUGAAACGAAAACUUUUUUCCAAAAUAAAAAAAUUAAAAUGAAUAGUGACAAUGGUUUACCGAUUUCCACUCAACCCAUUUCAAGAAAAGACAAUAAAAGUCAAAGUAGAGCCAAAGAAACUCAAAAAGAAUCAUCGGAAAAUUGUGCCAAAGAAACUGUGAAAGGAUCAUCGGGAAGUCGUGUAAAAACAAUCAGUGAAAAUAAAUGUAAUGAAUCUCGUGUUGAAAAGAUCGGAAGUACGACAGCAUCUCAAGUUCUCGCGGAGGUUGGAUCAACGGUUUUAAUAAAUAAUCAAGUGUCAACGCAACAACAAAAAGAUCAACAAAAACAACAACAGGGUCAACAGGAACAAUUAGAAAAGGAAAAUCAAAGCAACUCAAAUGAAUCAAGUAACAAAACUGUUGAAAAAACUGAUGACAAUGAAGAAAAUAACAACAAACAAUUUGAAAUCGAAAUUAUAAUCAAAACAGAGCCGCCCGAUCAUGAUUCUGACACUGAAAAUGAAUAUGAGGCAAAUGAAGAUGUCAAUACUUUGAUCUCAACUUUAAAUAUGAUUCCAGGAACAAACAAGGAUUCAGAAGUAUUGAAAAUAAUUAAACAAGAACGCGAUGAUCCACAAGGCGAUAUCAUCGAAAAAGAAGACGAAAGACUCCAGAGUAUUAUACGAUGUCGAAAUAUUAAUGAUCUCAUAGCUUCUAGAUCUAUAGGAAGCAAUGGAUUGUUCGAAGAAAUAAAACAAGAAAAGGAGGACAAUCAACUGUCGGUUCUUAACUAUGAAGCUUCACCAUCAAGUCCAAAUGAUGUCGGCCUUAUUACGUUGGAGUCUGACAGUGACGGAGAUUCUGAAGAACAGGAAAUAAUUCCUUAUAAUCCAACUAUAUCUCAACCUCCGCCCGGCGAAGAAGACAAAAAAAUAUUGACAUUUUAUGUGCCUUAGGUUUAUUUGUAUUCUACUUACAAAACUAGAAGCUUUAAAAAUCAUCAAAAAUCGAAAUUCUUUAUAAACAACCAAAGAGAACAAACAAAAAUUAAGUUUACAAAUUUUUCAAUCACUCUUUUAAGAGUUGCUGUAAAAAAUGAAAAUAUCCACCAUGAGUCUGAAAAAAUUUAAUGAACAUUAACUGAUUAAAUAUAAGAUUUUACAUUCCUAAUUAAAAUAAGAUGAAUUAUAAAAAUAUGUAUAUAAAAAAUUAAAAUAAGAAAGUUUAUUUGAUUUGGAUUUGAAAUUCGAAGAAGAAGUUUAUGAUAUCAAAGACGUCUAAGAAAAAUAUCUUGAAGAACAAAAUUACGAACAGUAUUGUGCUAUGUGUCAGACAAAUGAAUUAAAAUUAUAUUUUUAAUGACUUUCAUAUAAUCACAAAAAUGGCAGAACAGAAAAUAAAAAAAAAUAUUCCAUUUACAUUAAAUCCUUAUUU
Molecule: messenger RNA, 2677 nt
Organism: Clunio marinus
Lineage: Eukaryota; Metazoa; Arthropoda; Insecta; Diptera; Chironomidae
Source: the annotation of a GenBank genome assembly